GCGUACAGCAGCGGGCGCGUCUUCGGCAUCGCGGUUGUUCCAUCUCCUGAGGUAGUGCACAGCUGCGGGACGUCUUCGGGCCACACAGUGUGCGUGGUGUCCAGUGGCAACGCUGAGCAGCGGGCGUGUCUUCGGCGGCUGCGGCAGGAGCGAAGGUAUAGCGGGUGAGCGAUUUGCGGAGAUGGAUGGCGGCGGCUGCGGCCACGGUCUGCGGGCGGAAGAGAUGGAGGCGGUGGCGAUGGCGGUGUCUACCGUCGUCCUGAAGACGAUGAACGAGAUGGCGUCGUCGUCACGAGACGUGGCGAAGCAGCUCCGUAAACGACGAGCGCAAUUGCAGAGCGUUGCCGAAGCGGCGGAUUGCGUGGCGACGUGUGAGGCAGUGGUCCAGUUGUGUGCCGCGUUGUCGUCUGGCAUUUUCCCCUGGCAGACCCCGCGAUGGUGGAUUAAACGACGUAUUGGCAGAACAUGGGAGGGCCUCCGGCAGUGUGAUGACGCCACGGAAGAGUACUACCGCCAAAAGUUACGCAUGUCGAUGGCCAUGUUCAAGCAGAUCGUAGCCGCUCUUGCCGCGUUCGUAGAGAAGAAGGUCGCGCACUACAGGACGCCAUUGCCAGCGGAGCAGUUUAUCGCUUUCGCGUUGUACAGGUGGGCGUCCGGGAAGAUGUACGAGAGUGGCACUUCAGCCUUCAGCAUCGGGAGGGCCACUGGACUGCAAGCCGUCCGCGACGUCACUUCGGCGUUGCUGCGGGCGUACCCCGAUGCCAUCAAGUGGCCAGUGGGCCGCAGACAUGUGCAGAUUCUCCGCGCUUUCCUCAACAGGGGAUUCCCGAACUGCUUCGGCGCCAUCGACUGCACACACAUCUACAUCCACAAGCCCACUGGCGCACCUUCUACCAACUACUACGACCGCAACCACAAGUUCUCUGUGCAGGCGCAGGUCGUCGUGGAUUUGGAUCUCCAGAUCCUCGACUUCCACGUCGGAUACCCAGGGAGUGUGCACGACGUCCGCGUCCUGCACAAUUCCCAGCUCUAGAGGCGCGCGCAGACUGGCGAGCUCUUCGACGCAGCUCCAGAGAAUUUGCCGCACGGUGUCGUCACACGAGGAUACCUGCUGGGCGACAAUGGUUAUCAUGUUGCCUGUCCAUGGAUCGUGCAGUCGUAUGGAGGAAUAGACCAAGGUCCUAACGAGGAGCGCUUCGACACCCGACAGAAGGUGGCACGGGGGUGUGUUUCCAGGUUCGUCUUGAAGGUGCGCAAACAUUCUGCUUAUGCAACAUUCGACGUAUGUGUGACCCAUGUGCUGUGGCCAAUGUGCACAACAGGAACGAUAGAAAACAAAUCGUUUUUUGAAAU
Molecule: messenger RNA, 1353 nt
Organism: Chara braunii
Lineage: Eukaryota; Viridiplantae; Streptophyta; Charophyceae; Charales; Characeae
Source: the annotation of a GenBank genome assembly